Messenger RNA from Prinia subflava (tawny-flanked prinia), 2819 nucleotides. Its product is annotated as bMERB domain-containing protein 1-like. The record is from RefSeq and is a predicted model, not a curated record. The coding region runs from base 709 to 1215 and encodes 168 amino acids. NCBI's taxonomy places the organism in Eukaryota, Metazoa, Chordata, Aves, Passeriformes, Cisticolidae. The transcript has 7 exons.
AGGGGGCUGUGCAGAGCCCGGGCGGGAGAUGCUGGAGAGCUCAUCCGGCCUCACACCCUGCCCAGCCCAGGGAUUUGUCUGUCCUGAUCAAGCACUGGCUUCUGGGAGCAUCCCAGGAACAGGGAAUGAGGGACGAGUCAUGCCCUGGCAUCAGCUCAGUGUGGCCUUCCUGCCCAGGGAGGGGGACACAACCUCUGAGAGUUUCCAAACCAGAAACAGCAGAAAAACCUCUUCUCCAAACCACUCACGUGAAUCCAAACCACUGGAUUUCCACAGUAAACCUUCCCUGCUGGAAGCCUUGGAAAUCUGUCCUACUCUAGGAAUGAUUUCCCGAGCAGUGUUACGUGAUGGGGAGAGGACAGAGUGCAGAGUGUUUGGUCUUGUGCCUCACAGUUUGUCUCUUCCUGCCCUGUAACUCUCAGCACUGGCCUGGCUCCUGCUUGGAAUGCCCACACCACACAGGCUGACAUCCUCCAACAUCCCUGCCUGGAGAUUCCUGCUCCUGGAGCAGCUCCAUGGCUGUACUUUCCCCUCUCCCUGCACAGGGAAAGUCCCAGGACUGCAGGAAGGCAAAACCUCUGAGGGGAGAUGUGUCCUGUGAAGGUUCAGAGGAAGCAGACUUAGCCCCUGAAGGAGUAUUUGGAAGGGCUGGAAAGUUUUCCCACAGACUGGCUCUGCUGCAGCCCCUGUCCCCAGCACGUGCCGGGAAUGCCAGAGGACGAGAUCGUGUCCAUGGCCGACUCCACUGCCACCAUCGAUGACAUCGAGGGGGAGCUGUUCAGGAUCGAGCGGAUCCGAGAGAUCCUGGUGCGCAGGGAGUCGGAGCUGCGCUACAUGAUGGACGACAUCCAGCUUUGUAAGGAAAUCAGCCGGCUGAAAACAGAACUCCAGAAACUCCUGGCCCUGCCAGAGAACCAGAAAUCCAACGAGGAGAAGCAGAGGGAAGAGGAGCUGGUGCAGCAGAUCCACAAGCUGGUGGAAACUCGGGAUUUCCUGGUGGAUGAUGUGGAGUUUGAGAGGCUCAGGGAAAGGGAAGAAGACAAGGAAAUGGCCGAGUUCCUGCAGAGCAAGCUCUCCAAAAACUACCUCCAGAGAGCAACGUCUGUCCAAGAGAAGAUGACAUCAAGGGGACAGCAAACCUCGGCUCCCUACGUGACCAAGACAGGCCUGACCCUGCUCAAGGAGUGCUGUGGCUUCACCUGCUCCAUCAUGUAGGGCUGCCAGCCCUGGCACAGGACACGGCCGUGGUCUGCAGCCAGAGUCCACUCCCUGCUCUCCUCCGAGAGGUCCAACGUCCAUCUUUGCCCACAAUUCCCCUGCAGCAGCAGCACUGAGGGCCCCCAAGCUGGCUGGGCAGGUCUGGGUGCUGGCACAGGGCCUGAUGGCCCCACGUCCUCCACAACAGCACAGACACCACAUCCCACCUUGGCCUGGGAGCUGUGACAGCAGCACAGGAUGGAGCAUCCCGCACCUGGGCUGAGGGAUAAAAAACACUUGGAACUGCUGUUUGGAGAACAUCUUACUCUGCCCUGGGAGUGUCCAUGGGGUGGUUCCAUCCUGGAGCUGAUCCUGACCCGGAGCUGAUCCCAUACUGGACCUUUCUGCUCUUCCAGAGACUCUGCAGGGCUGCUUUGCUUGGCCCACAGGGAUUUGCUUUGAUCCACACACAGCAAAGGCUCCUCUCUGUCCUGCCCUCCCAGGGCCUUACUGGGACAGUGAAUGACCCAGCCAGUGAGUUUGGUCGGGCUGAGAGGGAGCCAAAGGCCAGGAAGAGCCCUAGAUUCCAGACUUGCCCCCUCUGGACCCAGCCUGGGUUGGAAGCAGAGCUGGUACAGGCAGGAGGACGGGCAGGGUCUGUCUGUGAGUGCCACCUGUGUCCCUGAGGCUUCUGAAGGAGGCUCAGGCUGCUCCCCUGGGCACAUGGGACUGCUGGAACUGCUGGGAAAGGUGCCCAGCCCACAGGACUGACACUGCUUCAUGUGCAUUGAUCUCAGCCCAAACCAAUAAAUGUCUGUUGGAAGCUCCGCAGGUGUUUUUCCUUCUGGGACCUUUUUAGGGGAUGGCUCAGCUGUGACACAGCAGGGUGGCUAAAGAGGAACAGAAACCUGAUGCUGAACAGUCAGGCUGGGCUUCGCAGCUCCCUGGAACGCCCAGAGCAGCUCCUGCUGCUGCAGCAAACCCCCCAACCCUUCCAUUUCUGGCUCUGAACCACAUUUCACUUCUGGAACCUCAGGGUCCUCCACCAGCCCUGACAGGGCAGGGGACAGCUGUGUCCCUGAUUGUCCCUCACAGGACAGGGCACAGCCAUGUCCCCAACUGUCCCUCACAGGGCAGGGGCCAGCCGUGUCCCCAACUGCCCCUUACAGGGCAGGGGACAGCCGUGUCCCCAGCCAUCCCACACAAGACGGGGACAACCACGUCCCCCAACCAUCCCUGACUUUUGUGACAGGUAGAAGAAUUAUAACAAAAAGGUCUCACACAAUCAGGUCUGCUCUAUUAAAUGAAUAGCUGGCCUGUCACCUCUUCUAAGUGUAGCUAAGCAAUUUGCAAGUUCCCAUGAGAAAACAGUCUUGGUAUGAAAGGUUUGUUCACACAACAACAUAUUCUUUGAUUGAAAAAUAAGUGCAUCCCUGUAAACAAUAAAAUCUGUUCCAUGAGAACCCAUAAAGAAAAAAUAUAAACAAUCUGAAUCUCAUCCCGUACACACAAAUCACCUUCUGACCAAAAAGUAAAGUGGUAAGAAAACUACCAGCCAAUGGGUGUUGCACACUAAGUCUGUGAAAACUGUAUAAAAUAAGUGAUGUGAAUAAAGAAUUGGU